AUGGUGUUAGCAGAUUUAGGAAAACGAAUUAACAGCGCUGUUAAUAAUGCAUUGUCCAGCGCACAGAGUGAUUAUUCAACUACGAUCGAUAAUAUGUUGAAGGCGAUUACAACUGCUUUAUUAGAGUCUGAUGUUAAUAUACAGUUAGUUUCUAGGCUCAGGAAUAACAUUAAAAGUAAAUUAAUGGAAUCCAAGGGUAACACAAAGUCAGUUUCUAACGGACAAACAAAAAAACUGAUUCAAAAGACAGUUUAUGAUGAACUUUGUGCACUUGUGGAUUGUAAUGAUGGACAAGAACCAUUUAGGCCAAAGAAGAAACAAAGUAAUAUCAUCAUGUUUGUUGGGUUACAAGGUUCUGGUAAGACGACGUCCUGUACUAAAUUAGCGGUAUACUAUUCCAAAAGAGGGUUUAAAGUGGGUCUUGUUUGUGCUGAUACUUUCCGUGCAGGUGCAUUUGAUCAAUUAAAACAAAAUGCAAUUAAAGCAAGAAUACCAUUCUAUGGUUCAUACACCGAAACAGAUCCAGUUAAAGUUGCAGCAGAAGGUAUUGCGAAAUUUAAAAAGGAAAAAUUCGAAAUUAUUAUUGUGGAUACAUCAGGUAGACAUCAUCAAGAGGAAUCAUUAUUCCAAGAGAUGGUUGAAAUCUCUCGCGUUGUUAAACCAAAUCAAACAAUAAUGGUUCUUGAUGCAUCAAUUGGUCAAGCCGCAGAACAGCAAUCAAAGGCGUUUAAAGAAUCAUCUGAUUUUGGUGCAAUCAUAUUAACAAAGAUGGAUGGUCAUGCGAGAGGUGGUGGUGCUAUUUCAGCCGUUGCUGCUACUAAUACACCUAUUAUUUUCAUUGGUACUGGUGAACAUAUUCAUGAUUUAGAGAAAUUUUCUCCACAAUCUUUCAUUUCUAAACUUUUAGGCAUUGGUGAUAUGGAAAGUUUAUUUGAAACGUUACAAACGGUAACAAAUAAAGAAGAUACCAAGGCUACUAUGGAAAAUAUUCAACAAGGUAAGUUUACUUUGUUAGACUUCAAGAAACAGAUGCAAACCAUUAUGAAAAUGGGUCCAUUAUCAAAUAUUGCACAAAUGAUUCCUGGUAUGGGUAAUAUGAUGAAUCAAGUUGGUGAGGAAGAAACGUCAAGAAGUAUGAAGAAAAUGGUUUAUGUACUAGAUUCUAUGACAAAAGAAGAACUAGAAUCUGAUGGCAGAAUAUUUAUUGACGAACCAAGUAGGAUGGUUCGUGUUGCAAGAGGAUCUGGUACAUCAGUAAUUGACGUUGAAAUGAUAUUGCAACAACAACAAAUGAUGGCAAGAAUGGCACAAAGUGUGAAAGCUGCACAACCUGGAGCGGCUGGGGGCCCCGCUGGAAAUAUGCCAAGAAUGCCCGGUAUGCCAAAUAUACCAGGCAUGCCCAAUAUAUCUCCACAAAUGAUGCAACAAGCCCAACAAAAGAUGAGACAAAAUCCUGGAUUAAUGAACAAUAUGAUGAAUAUGUUUGGUGGUAAUGGCGGAGGUAUGCCUGAUAUGAAUGAAAUGAUGAAAAUGAUGCAAGAUCCACAAAUGCAACAAAUGGCCAAACAAUUUGGUAUGGGGAUGUAA
This is a messenger RNA of Kazachstania africana CBS 2517, 1587 nucleotides long. It is a transcript of the gene SRP54, whose product is annotated as RNA-binding signal recognition particle subunit SRP54. Gene Ontology annotation, molecular function: endoplasmic reticulum signal sequence receptor activity; 7S RNA binding; ATP hydrolysis activity. The transcript has a single exon. The coding region runs from base 1 to 1587 and encodes 528 amino acids. Gene Ontology annotation, cellular component: cytosol; signal recognition particle, endoplasmic reticulum targeting. Lineage: Eukaryota; Fungi; Ascomycota; Saccharomycetes; Saccharomycetales; Saccharomycetaceae. The record is from RefSeq and is a predicted model, not a curated record. Gene Ontology annotation, biological process: SRP-dependent cotranslational protein targeting to membrane; SRP-dependent cotranslational protein targeting to membrane, translocation.